AAAUAAAUAUUGAUGAAUUAAAAGUAAAUAAACAUAAACAAACAUCUGUUAUUUACGUUCAGAGUGUUCAUUGAUUUUGUUAAUAAGAGUUCAACGCGAAUUUAGGUAUAGAAAAGGAAUUAUUUGAAGGGUUUAAAUUAUUAUAGCAUUAUAUAGUUAUGCGAGUGUUAUUUAAUAAGUUUUCAUACGGAAUGGUUUAAUUGGUGAUAUGUACUUCAAACGUUCCAAAAUGUAGGUAGUAAAAACUUUGAAUAUAAAAAAGCGAUAAAAAAAGACAAAAAAAUGUUGUUGACAUAACUAUAUAAAAUUAAUAUCAGUGUUGGCUUAAAAAGUAACUGUUUUUAUUUAUAUAAAUCAUAAACGAGAGGAUUAGUUAUUGCAGUAAAUCAGCCGAUAAAAACAUAUUGAACUUGCCAGUCUUCGAAAAAAUGGGGAUGUGUGGAAAUGCGUCAUUUUGGGCCAUUACUGCCUUGGUGGUGGUUAUAAUAGCAAUGGUACUGGAUAUCGUUGGUUUUGCCACAAUAUCAUGGAUGGUCUAUCAAAUAACUACAAACAGUAUUCGAGUCGGACUGUGGAAAAUGAAAUCCUGUGUGGCUGACGCAUGCACGGAAGGAAGUGUGAGUUCAAGUCUCAAAAAUGGCAAUUUCACAGCAACACAAGGAUUUGAGAUCAUGACAUUUAUACUUCUUUUGCUUGCACCUAUAGCCAUAGGUGUUUAUGUGUUCGUGCGGUCUAUAAGAGGGACGUGUUUGGCAUAUACUGCAAUGGUUUUAUGUUUCUCUGCAGCAUUUUUCGGUUUUGUGGGUAUGGUAUGCUGGCUGGCUUACGUACCGGAUCCGUAUGUUGUCUCAUACUCUUUUGGACUUACGGUGCUGGCGUCUAUACUCGCCUGUAUCGCUGGGCUACUGCUCAUACCGGAUGUCCUAGAUGACGGUAGACAGGUCACGCCUAACAGACGUUUCUGAUAAUGUCAUGCAACACUAGUGGCAGACGUUACACUCAAAACUUUGUUAAGUUCCAAAAGUCACAAAUCUAAUGCAUUUUCAUUUACUAUAUAAAGAUAUUUAUUUAAAAUGUGCUGGUCAUCAAAUUAAGAUUGAUUGUUCUUUUCACGCUAAAGAACGACACACAUCACAAAGCUACACAAUUCACGAUAUUGAAAGUUUCAAUUAGGACACAGUACGACAUGACACUCGCAACAGUCGUGUUUUGUGUAGCGUCGUUAUAUGCCAUUUUUCUUGUUUGAGGGAUGUUCGGAAACAAAUGCAACCAACAGGAUUUCUGUGAAAUGUGCAGGCUCGUUUGUGCUGCUAUGCGCUUUGUCGUAUGUACCUGGUAUAUUGUGGUGGUGAUUUUUUUCGUAUAAAUGCUCUCAACUAAUAUAACAACGAACUUGUGUCCUAGUGGAUCUCGCGUAUUUAUAAUGUAAGAUGAAACAAUUUCAAUACAGUGUAUCUGGUGUCACUAACAUCAUUAAAUCCUGAAUAAUUCAGUAAACCUAAGAAUUUGACCUCAGAAAUCUCUAUAGCAACCAUCGACGAACAGGCUGUUGAAAGUAUUCACAUCAUAUAUUGCAAAAUGCAUAUUGUCCAUUUGUGGAAACAUUUAAAUGUAUCAUUAUAUAAGGAGUUAAUAUCUAUCUCGGACGCCAUCUCGUAUAAAUAUUUUAACAGGAAAAAUACAUACUAUUGAACCCGUUUUAAAGACUGUAUCCGGAAUAAAAUCAAAGCUGUACAAGUUAAAUUGACAGUAACCUUGUUAUCAAACGUGGAAUUUGACUUGCCUUAACACAUGUUACAUUAAAUUACCAUCUCUAAUAUUUUUGUUUAACAAUUGUGUACAUUGUAUUUAAUGUCAGCUCUAUGGUUUAAUUUUUAUGUGAAGACUGACUGAAGACAAUAUGUCAAAAGUCAUUUGUCUUCGACAUCUUAUUCAUAAACGGAGUGUCAUUUGUUGGCGUUUAUUCUGUGUACAGAAAGUCAGAAUUUUAUACUUAUCGCGAUUGUCACAUUUUAUGUCAUAAUGCCACAUGCAGGAUUGUAUAGACUAGCUCCUAGACUAUGAUAUAUCUUUUUACAUUUUUAUGAUUGAAUGUAGUGAACUGAGCCAGGCUAUAUCCUAUAUGCAAUAUCAUAAUUUUAACAUCAUUCCUCUGUGAAUUUUUUUAAAAUAGACUGGCUUUUGUCCCUACGAAAUGGAAUUAGACAAAAAAGGGGAAAAAUGUAGAAAUAUAUUAUUAUUAGUCUAGUGACUAGUCUAAGGAUUGUGUUGUAGGCGUGUCCCGCACUAAGUAUCAACAGAGACCCACACACAUAAUACCUGCUUAAAUGUACCUGCUGGAUACUGCUGUAAGCGAUUCAAGCACCAAGUACCAGCAGGCCACUGAUCUAGGCGAUUCACACACCUAGACGCGAAAGGACACUCUUCUUGGCUCUGCAUGAACCGUGUACCCGCAGGACAUUAUUCUGUGUAAUUCAUUCCAGUGGGACACUACUCUUGGUGUUUAAAGUAUCCUCAGUACAAUGGGCGCUUCACGUGCCAAGUACCAGCAAGACACUACUCUAGGCACUUCACGAGCUGGCUAAACGGAAGUAAUACCUAAGAAACAGAAAUAUGCAAUUGUAUCAGACUUGGGCAUAUACUAAACAAUUUAGUUGGGAGUUAUUGUAAUGUUUCCAUAGUCUUUUUCGAAAUAUAAUGACUAUGUGUCGGUGGAAGAAAAA
Molecule: messenger RNA, 2723 nt
Organism: Mercenaria mercenaria
Lineage: Eukaryota; Metazoa; Mollusca; Bivalvia; Venerida; Veneridae
Exons: 3
Coding region: 429-965 (178 amino acids)
Source: RefSeq, a predicted model, not a curated record